Messenger RNA from Brassica napus (rape), 1232 nucleotides. RefSeq names its product MADS-box protein SOC1. Gene Ontology annotation, cellular component: nucleus. The transcript is spliced from 8 exons. Bases 315 to 956 code for a protein of 213 amino acids. Gene Ontology annotation, molecular function: DNA-binding transcription factor activity, RNA polymerase II-specific; RNA polymerase II cis-regulatory region sequence-specific DNA binding; protein dimerization activity. Gene Ontology annotation, biological process: positive regulation of transcription by RNA polymerase II. The record is from RefSeq and is a predicted model, not a curated record. NCBI's taxonomy places the organism in Eukaryota, Viridiplantae, Streptophyta, Magnoliopsida, Brassicales, Brassicaceae.
UGUUCCCUAUUACCAUAACUACAUCUUGAAGAGAGGAGAGUGUGCGAGUCUUGUCUUUUGUUUCUUUUAUUACACACAAAUAGGUGAAACGAGGAAAGCUACUACUACUUCUUUUGGUACUUCCAUAAAUAGGUCUUUCCAUACGCAGAUAAUCAAGUUUGUUCAUCAUCUUCUCGUCGCCUCUCCAUCAAUACUUAUAUCUAUCUAUUUAUACAUAAUCGUGUUACUUAAUUUCCUCUUCCGUUAAUCUCCUUAAAACCUUUUAGGGUUUUAAAUCCUUUUGGCCACAGAAAAAAUUAAACAAGGAGUGAGAGAUGGUGAGGGGAAAAACUCAGAUGAAGAGGAUAGAGAAUGCAACAAGCAGACAAGUGACUUUCUCUAAACGCAGGAAUGGUUUGUUGAAGAAAGCCUUUGAGCUCUCAGUGCUUUGUGAUGCGGAAGUUUCUCUGAUCAUCUUCUCUCCUAAGGGAAAACUUUAUGAAUUCGCCAGCUCCAAUAUGCAAGAUACCAUAGAUCGUUAUCUGACGCAUACCAAGGAUCGAAUCAGCAACAAACCGGUUUCUGAAGAAAAUAUGCAGCAUUUGAAACAUGAAGCAGCAAACAUGAUGAAGAAAAUUGAACAACUUGAAGCUUCCAAACGUAAACUCUUGGGAGAAGGCAUAGGAUCAUGCUCGAUUGAGGAGCUGCAGCAAAUUGAGACCCAACUUGAGAAAAGUGUCAAAUGCAUUCGAGCAAGAAAGACUCAACUGUUUAAGGAACAAAUUGAGCAGCUCAAGCAAAAGGAGAAAGCUCUAGCUGCAGAAAACCAGAAGCUCACUGAAAAGUGGGGAUCUCAUGAAAUCAAAGUUUGGUCGAGCAAGAACAAAGAAAGUGGAAGAGGUGACGAAGAGAGUAGUCCAAGUUCCGAAGUAGAGACAGAAUUGUUCAUUGGGUUGCCUUCUUCUUCAAGAAAGUGAAGAAAGCACUCUUCACACAACAGCAAAAAUGCAAAAAAAAAGGGUUUAGCAGUGUAUAAGGUCAUGUAACAAAACUCUAAAGCUGCUUUCCUUACUGUCUUCUUUCUCUCUCAUUCUCUUCUUUAAAACUCUUGUUCAUGUGUUAUGUAUCUAUGUUCUUCUACAGUUGCCUACCUAGAUGUUUAUAUGUUUGUUGUUUAUUUUCAAGUUUUGUUAUCAUGUAUCAAUUAAUGCUUUUCCCUCCAAAUCAGGAAUACAUAUAUAUAGCUUAUUAUU